Carica papaya (papaya) is the source of this 2825-nucleotide messenger RNA. RefSeq names its product protein PIN-LIKES 3-like. Gene Ontology annotation, biological process: endoplasmic reticulum to cytosol auxin transport. NCBI's taxonomy places the organism in Eukaryota, Viridiplantae, Streptophyta, Magnoliopsida, Brassicales, Caricaceae. Gene Ontology annotation, cellular component: membrane. The record is from RefSeq and is a predicted model, not a curated record.
CAUUAUUGAUUCUUUGUAUAGUACCAUAUAUGUUUGCAUGUAUGUAUGUAUGGAUUCUUGCGUAUGAUUUCCUCUUCCCCGCUUUGACUGUCUUUUCGCCUUUAGUUGUAUACGUAAGUAGUGUAUGUUGUAGAGUCGUGGGUUGUUGUCUUUCUCAGGGGUUGGAUGAAGAUGAAACUUGUUUAGCUUCAUCAUUUUAGGUGCCUUUCAUCUAUGAUUUUUUCUAGUAGAGUAAUACGAGCUUAUUAUGCUUGGUUGAUUGCUGGGGAAAGGGAAGGGAAUCAGGAAAGAGUUUUAAUGUCAUGGUCACUUUAGGAGUUUUAAUAAAUGCUACAGUAAGCAAAUUAUUAAAGAAAAAGAAAGUAACAGUUAGCAAACAGGUCAGGAAUCACCAUACCUAGGACAAAUCAUCAUAUAUACAGCCCAGUACACGUUUCUUUUUUCUCAACAUAGUUGUUCUCAGCUUUCCAUGCAAAGAUUUUUGUCUCUAGAGGUUCAUCAUCUUAUUUACCGACCACAAAAAUCAGAAUCAGAUGCAUGUAGUUGGGUAGUCUAAUUGGUGUUUUCGAUUUGAAGUUAAAGCUCUAAUCACGUUGUCCUCUAUCUCACUGUAGUCUCGGUUGAUCCUAAUUGUGACGCAUAAAUUUAUUUGCAUAUAUCUCCUGAUUUUUUUUUUAAAAAAAUAUUUCCUAGCACAUCACCCCCACUGGUUUAGUAAUUAAGUAAAUGAGAAGUUAUAUUCCAGUUGAACUUAUAGUAUUUAUUGCAUGUAGUUGUUUUAAUUAUUAAAUUCAAACGUGAUAGUUUUUAUUGUUAUCUUCCCAAAUGUAACGGGGGCAAAAACGAAAGUUUAUACAUGUGCUGACAAAGGAGUCGUCAACGGAUCAAUCAAAGUUGGAUUUGCCAACAUUUCAAAAACCGUUGAAAUUGGGGCGUGCAAUGAAUUCACACAAUACACCUUGUCGGUAACGAGGAUAGAGCUGGAGAGGAAGAUGGAGAGGGUCACGAAAACCGUGUCGUUUCAACCAGGAGGAUUACGUGGGAGGCCUGAACUUACGCUGACUUCGCCAACUGAUCCCCCUGAAAAUCUGAACUGCAUACUUCGUGACUCUUCGUAAAUCUCUCCUUCAUAUAUGUUCAACCGUGCUUCUUGCUUCAAUCAUUGAAACAUUUCCUUGGGGAGUCUGCACGUGGCAUUGCAUGAGACCAAGAAGAAAGUCCAUUGAGGAGAGGAAGAAGAGAACAGAAACACCUUCUCAAACGUCUGCUUUAUUCAUAUAUCCAUCACUUCUUUGCUGAUCUCCCCAAAAAUAGUUGAAAUUUGAUAAGAAGAUGGCACUUUUGGAUCUCUUCAUCGCCUCUUCAAUUCCGGUCUUGAAAGUCUUGCUGAUAACUGGACUUGGCUUCUAUCUUGCUCUUGACUCUGUCGAUGUCUUGGGAGAAGACGCCAGGAAACAUUUAAAUAAUGUCGUGUUUUUUGUCUUCAAUCCAGCCUUGGUAGCCAGCAACCUUGCUCAAACAAUAACAUAUGAAAGCAUGGUCAAAUUGUGGUUCAUGCCAUUCAAUAUUCUCAUCACCUUCAUCAUUGGUUCCUUACUCGGCUGGAUAGUUCUUCAGAUCACAAGACCUCCCCCCAAUCUUCGUGGUCUUAUUUUGGGUUGCUGUGCUGCCGGGAAUUUGGGGAACCUGCCUCUAGUCAUAAUCCCAGCUAUCUGUAAGGAACAAGGAAGCCCAUUUGGAUCUCCUGAGGCUUGCCGUACAUAUGGUUUGGCUUAUGUUUCACUUUCAAUGGCAGUUGGAGCCAUUUAUCUGUGGUCUUAUGUCUACAAUCUUGUUCGUGUAUCAUCGGUUCCGAGUGUGAAAGAAACAGAGAUAAACGACUCCUCUGUUCAAAAAUCUCCAAGAGAAACCUCCACAUCAGAUAAGGCUCAAGUCACUGAGCCCCUACUUUCUUCUAAGGAAUUUUUAGCUUCUGGAGACCAUCAAGAUCAGUAUACACUUCCCUGCACCAGAUAUGAUGGCAGAACUGAGGUGACAGCUUCAAGUAAAAUCAAGCAAAAACUAAAGUCAGUCAUGGACAACAUUAAUUUCAAAUUGUUAUUUGCUCCUUCAACCACCGCCGCAAUUGUCGGGUUCGCAAUUGGGCUGAUUCCUCUAGUUCGAAAAGCAAUGAUUGGUGAUAGUGCUCCUUUGCGUGUAAUCCAAGACUCUAUUUCCUUGGUGGGAGAUGGAGCCAUCCCUGCUCUCACCCUCAUAGUAGGAGGAAACCUUGUAAGAGGUUUGCGAGGGUCAGGAAUUCGGAUGUCAAUCGUUGUUGGCAUUGUGAUUGCUCGCUAUGUUGCUCUGCCUACCAUUGGUGUUUUUGUCAUUUGGGGGGCACAACGUGUUGGGUUUUUGGAUAAUGAUCCUCUCUAUACAUUUGUUCUGCUGAUUCAAUAUGCAGUACCACCUGCUAUGAACAUAGGUGUGAUCACUCAAUUAUUUGGCGCAGGGGAGAGUGAAUGCUCUGUUAUCAUGUUAUGGACCUAUGCAUUAGCCUCAAUUGCACUUACUAUUUGGUCCACUUUUUUCAUGUGGCUUGUCGCUUGAUUUCUCCACAAGUCAUCAAAAAGUCUAGCAAUGAUGAUCAACAUCUCUAGCUUGUAGGAUGUUUGUAAUCUUAAUCUAUGACAAGGAAAAGCAUCAACUAAGUGGUGGUAGGUAGUUGAAAAAUUGUAACAAAUUGCAGUACAAAAUGUCUAUAUCUUGGAGGAUUGUUGUCAUCCUUUAAGCAAAUUUUGAUCUGAACAGACAUAUCAGCAAAGUCUUUCCCAUGUUUACAAGAA